This is a messenger RNA of Malus domestica (apple), 2910 nucleotides long. RefSeq names its product pentatricopeptide repeat-containing protein At4g33990. NCBI's taxonomy places the organism in Eukaryota, Viridiplantae, Streptophyta, Magnoliopsida, Rosales, Rosaceae. Gene Ontology annotation, molecular function: protein binding; zinc ion binding. The record is from RefSeq and is a predicted model, not a curated record.
AUCUCUAAUCUGAUAAAACCCUAAACCCCUAAACCCCGAAAGGGAUUUCUGGUGUACAGCAAAUCGAAUAGAAACCCCAAAAGCAUAAAAGGAGGUUGCUUUGCUUUCCAGCCUAAACCCUAACCCUAAACCCUUAACCCCCAAUGAUUGGAUUCAUCCGUGCUGCUAAGGAAGCUCAUUGACCGUUUGGAUUUCUCUGAAUCCUUCAUGUAUGUUGAGGUUGGUGCCCACCUGCAGAGGUAGGCAUGUUUCCAAAUUUUUGUCCUCACAUCGACUUUGUUGUCAAUCGUUCUCAUCAACUACAAAUACUUUGCAGCUGCCAUCAGAUGGCUUUGCGAAUGAUAACAGAAAUGAUAAUAUCGAUUUUCUAUUCCACUCCUGCACAAAUGUUCACCAUGCUAAGCAACUCCAUGCUUAUCUUGUGGUGUUGGGAAAAUCUCAGAAUAUCUUUCUUGCUGCCAAGCUUGUCAAUCGUUAUGCCUACCUUGGCGACUUGUCAUUCUCUCGCCGCACAUUUGAUUCGAUACCAAGGAAAGAUGUCUAUACCUGGAAUUCCAUGGUAUCUGCUUAUGUUCGCAGCGGGCGCUUCCGUGAAGCUUUAGAUUGUUUCUCUCAGUUUUCGUUGACUUCUGAUCUUCAUCCUGAUUUCUACACCUUUCCUCCUGUCUUGAAAGCUUGUGAGAAUCUGGUUGACGGGAAGAAGAUACACUGUCGAGUUCUAAAGCUGGGGUUCGAAUGGGAUGUCUUCGUGGCCGCUUCUUUGAUCCAUAUGUAUUCCCGUUUUGGUUUUAUUUACGUUGCUCGUAAAUUGUUUGAUGAUAUGCCAAUUCGAGAUACAGGGUCUUGGAAUGCAAUGAUUUCUGGGUUUUGUCAGAAUGCAAAUGCAGCAGACGCAUUGGAUGUCCUGGUUGAAAUGAGAAUGGAGGGGAUAAAGAUGGAUCGCGUAACUGUUGCAAGUCUGCUGACUGCUUGUGCUCAAUCAAACGACAUCUCAAGCGGGAGGCUGAUUCAUUUAUAUGUCAUAAAGCAUGGACUGGACUUUGAUCUGUUUGUAUGCAAUGCCUUGAUUAACAUGUAUUCCAAAUUUGGUAGCUUGGGACAUGCACGAAGGGUUUUUGAUCAAAUGGAGGUUAGAGAUUUAGUUUCAUGGAACUCAAUAGUUGCUGCAUAUGAGCAGAAUAAUGAUCCAAUCACUGCACUUGAAUUAUUUAACGCCAUGCAAUUACGCGGAAUUCAGCCCGAUUUUUUAACACUAGUGAGUUUGGCUUCAAUUUUAGCUCAAUUAAGUGACUCCGAAAAGAGUAAGUCUGUUCAUGGAUUCAUCUUGAGGAGAGAUUGGUUUGUGGAAGAUGUUGUCAUUGGAAAUGCAGUUGUGGAUAUGUAUGCUAAAUUAGGUGCUAUAGAUUCCGCACGUACUGUUUUUGAAGGACUUCCUACCAAGGAUGCUGUUUCAUGGAAUACUUUGAUCACAGGCUAUGCUCAAAAUGGUCACGCAAGUGAAGCAAUUGAAGUGUACCGCAUGAUGCAACAAUGCAAAGAAAUAAUUCCAAACCAUGGAACUUGGGUUAGCAUUCUACCAGCAUAUACCCACGUGGGAGCCUUGCAACAAGGGAUGAAAGUACAUGGACGGGUGAUUAAGAACCGUGUCUACUCAGAUGUAUUUGUGGGAACCUGCUUGAUUGACAUGUAUGGAAAAUGUGGAAGACUAGAUGAUGCAUUGUGUCUGUUCUCCCAAGUUCCUAGGAAGAGUUCGGUCCCUUGGAAUGCUUUAAUUUCGUGUCAUGGAGUUCAUGGGCAUGGUGAGAAAGCUCUGCAGCUAUUCAAUGAUAUGCUAGAUGAGGGGGUCAAGCCAGAUCAUGUCACCUUUGUAUCUUUAAUGGCAGCGUGUAGCCAUUCAGGUUUGGUCAAUGAAGGUCAAUCGUUCUUUCAUACGAUGCAGGAACAAUACGGAAUCAAGCCUAGUUUGAAGCACUAUGGCUGCAUGGUUGAUUUGCUUGGUAGAGCCGGGCAUUUAAACAAGGCAUAUAGUUUUAUAGAGAAUAUGUCUGUACGGCCUGAUGCGUCUGUGUGGGGUGCUCUACUCGGCGCUUGUAGAAUACAUGGAAAUGUUGAAAUGGGCAAGAUUGCUUCCGAACGCUUGUUUGAAGUUGAUUCAGAGAACGUGGGUUACUAUGUUUUGUUGUCAAACAUAUAUGCAAAUUUCGGGAAAUGGGAAGGUGUAGAGAAAGUGAGAUCUCUGGCCAGAAAUCGGGGACUGACGAAGACUCCAGGAUGGAGCUCAAUAGAAGUGAAUAAUAACGUUGAUGUCUUCUACACUGCAAAUCAAUCGCAUCCAAAGUGCGAAGAAAUAUAUGAGAAGCUGAGGGAUCUAACCGCCAGAAUGAAGAGCCUCGGUUACAUUCCUGACUUGAGCUUCGUGUUGCAGGAUGUCGAGGAUGACGAGAAAGAGCACAUCCUUAACAGCCACAGUGAGAGAUUGGCAAUUGCAUUCGGAAUCAUCAGUACAGCCCCGAAAACACCCAUUCGGAUCUUCAAGAACUUGCGGGUUUGCGGCGAUUGCCACAACGCAACGAAAUUCAUAUCGGUAAUCACGGAGAGGGAGAUCAUUGUGAGGGAUUCUAACCGUUUUCAUCAUUUUAAAGAUGGAACUUGCUCUUGUGGGGAUUAUUGGUGACAGCAAAUAUGAGCUAAUGUUACGGUGGGAGAUUCAUAUUCUUUUGAUUCUUGUAAUGAUAAUUGCCAACUUGGUCAAAGUCUACAAGAAAAGUGAUUAUCUCAUAUAAUCAAUAUUUAGUCAUAGUGGCACUACCGUUCAAUAUUUUUUGUUGUAUGUUCAAAACCCUGCGUAAAGCGGGAGCCUUGUGCACUGGGUACGACGAUGUUCAAAAAAUGGAUUGCACGUUCAGUAAA